Nyctereutes procyonoides (raccoon dog) is the source of this 1792-nucleotide messenger RNA. RefSeq names its product serpin family A member 12 (gene SERPINA12). Gene Ontology annotation, molecular function: serine-type endopeptidase inhibitor activity. The record is from RefSeq and is a predicted model, not a curated record. Lineage: Eukaryota; Metazoa; Chordata; Mammalia; Carnivora; Canidae. The transcript has 5 exons. Gene Ontology annotation, biological process: negative regulation of endopeptidase activity. The coding region runs from base 232 to 1476 and encodes 414 amino acids.
GGUCUAAAUAUCGCGCUGCUGCCUCCGGGGUUGAGGAGAAGCCCCCGAGGAAGUGGUGUGGCCACUGCUCCUCGAGUCCCAUCACCUGCCCACUCAGGCCAGCUAAUUUUAUUGGCCUUCGGUCUACUUUACCAAGAGGCUAUGGAAGUAUAAAUAAUAAAGCAAGAAAAGCAGAUCCAUUUGGCUGGCGCAGUGGAUUUCUCCUGAAUGUGCUGACAAUCUCCAAGGAAAAUGAACCCCAUGCUGGGCCUGGGCCUACUUUUUGCUGGCCUUCUCACUGUGGAAGGUCUUCUGAAUUCCAAGUCCCCCGCGAAGUAUCGUGGACCCAAGAGCCAAAUCCAGUCAUGGAAGGGAAUGAAGGCAGCCGAGGAGCUCACAAAGCGGAACACAGACUUCGGCUGCAAGCUUUAUAGGAAGCUGGCUUCCAAUAGCCCCAGAAAGAACAUCUUCUUUUCCCCCUUGAGCAUCUCUGCAGCCUUCUCCAUGCUGUCUCUGGGUUCCCAGGACUCCACCCUGGAUGAGAUCAAGCAGGGCUUCAAUUUCAGGAAUAUGCCAGAGAGAGACAUUCAUGAGGGCUUUCAUUACCUCAUCUACAGGAUGAACCAGGGCAGCCAGGACCUCGAACUACACCUUGGAAACACCUUGUUUAUCGACCAGAAGUUGCAGCCAGAGAAGAAGUUUCUGACAAAUGUCAAGAACCUGUACAGUGCAGACACUGUCCCCACCAACUUCCAGAAUUUAGGAGAUACUCGGAAGCAGAUCAAUGACUAUGUCAGUCAGAAAACCCAGGGGAAAAUCAACAACCUGAUCAAGAAUAUAGACCCUGGCACUGUGAUGCUUCUUACAAAUUGUAUUUUCUUUCGAGCCAGGUGGCAACACGAAUUUGAUCCAAAAAUAACUAAAGAGGAAGACUUCUUUUUGGAUGGAAACCAGCGAGUGAAGGUGCCCAUGAUGUUCCGUGGGGGCAUGUAUGAGACUGGUUAUGAUGAACAGCUCUCCUGCACUAUUCUGGAAAUGCCCUACCAGGGCACCAUCUCUGCCACCUUCAUCCUUCCUGAUGAGGGCAAAAUGAAGACUGUGGAGGAGGCCUUGAAGGCAGACACUUUUGACAGAUGGAAAAAAUUAAUCACUCGAAGGGUCGUAGAUGUGUCCUUGCCCAGGUUCUCCAUCACUGGUAACUAUGAUCUGAAGAGGACACUCUCCUACCUGGGUAUCACCAAAAUCUUUGAGGAGCAUGGUGAUCUCACCCGGAUCUCCCCUCAUCGAAGCCUGAAAGUGGGAGAGGCGGUGCACAAGGCGGUGCUGAAGAUGGAUGAGAAGGGCACAGAGGGCGCAGCCGGCUCCGGAGCCCAGACGCUGCCCAUGCAGACGCCGCUGCCCAUCAAGUUGAACAAACCGUUUCUGGUGUUUAUUAAGGAUGAUGUUGUGUCCACCAUAAUCUUCUUGGGAAAGAUUGUGAAUCCUACUGGGAAAUAAGGGGGAGUUCCAGCUGGCUGCAGACCCCAGCGGCAGCCUGGGGCUGAAAAUGUCUCACCUGCCUGAGAUUGGGAUCCCAGGACCUUCUAAUCUAAUCCCAUGCCUUCAUGAGCUCCCCAGGCCACUGUCCAAACAGGCAGCACCACUGGCCCUGGGGGCUUCUGUGUCCCCCCCAUCCUCCCUCAGCUCCCUCCCUGCCUGGUCCAGCAUCCUUGGGCUUAGAUGCCCUACCCCCACCCACUUGGCUGCCUGUGAUCUCCCCUCCUCGGAGAGGCAGACGGGGUUUGUGAUUUAAUAAAUACACCCUUAGUUCUGC